This is a messenger RNA of Xenopus laevis (African clawed frog), 911 nucleotides long. RefSeq lists its product as uncharacterized. The record is from RefSeq and is a predicted model, not a curated record. The transcript has 6 exons. Lineage: Eukaryota; Metazoa; Chordata; Amphibia; Anura; Pipidae. Bases 1 to 837 code for a protein of 278 amino acids.
AUGGCGGCGGAGCAGCAGCAGCCACAAGGGGUUGAGCUGCACGGUCUGAGCGAUGAGGCGGCCUAUAGAUUUUAUGCUGCAACAGACGAUGCUCCGGAUAAAAGAUCCCAAAAAGUCCUUGGAAUUUUAUACAAAUGUUCUUGGAAUGACGAAAGAGAUAUCAAAGAACAUAUUGAGACAUUGAAUUAUGUGACUGAAGGAUUCAACUACAUCAAGCUCAGUUUGCCAGUUUGCCCAGUGUCUGUUGAAAAGGCCGGUUAUGUAGAGGAUGUAGAGUGCGGCAAUACCCUGUUUGUACAGGAAGAGAUCAGACCAGUCCCUCUGCUGAUUCCUACAGACAUAAGAUGUGAUGGCUUGCGUUGUCCAAUUCCACCUAUAGAGAGUCAGCUCACUAACCGAGAGCCAGAGCUGAGUAGCGCCAUCAUUCAGGAGUUCCAGCUAAUUGUGCCUUAUAUUGAGACCCUCAUCAGCGAUACUGAGAAUGGCACUAGUGUUAAAGGAAUCAUUUUGGGCUUCUUGUUACCAGAAAUCUUUGCCUUUCUACUGGAAUUCUGUUAUGGACACUGGUCCAGCAGAAAGAAGGAAGAAAAGGAAAAAGAUGAGGCCCCUUCUGAGAGAGAGAAGGAAAGGCCACAACGUCCUGCUCUAACCCAUGAUAACAUGGAGGAAGAAUUUGGAGGCACUAAGAAAAAGAAAAAACAGCGCCACUCUGAGACUCAUGAUCACCAAAGCUCAGAGAAACCAAAGAGCAGUGAAAGAACAACAGCAGAAGAGGAAACGGAAUUAAAGCAGCUUUUGCAACAGUUCAUCUGCCAAUGCUUGGAAGGAGAUUUCUAAGGAGAAGACAUAAGGAGAAGUGGGUUGGAGGGAGGAAACAACUUCUCCAGAUUUAACAUUUCCAUACAGAAUGG